GCACUCUGUCCCCCCGACUCGCCGCCCUACCUCUCCUCCCGCCGCCGCGGCCGCCGCUCGCCGCUCGCCGCCGCCGCGUCGCCUCGCCCUGCGGCUUCGUGCGAUCCAUUCUACGCUGCUGCGCCGAGCGGGGACGGAGGCGAGGCGAGGCGGGCGGGUGCUCUGAUGGUGCAGGCUUCGGCCGCGGCGCUGCGCCGCCUCGGGCGCCGCCGCGGCGGCGAUCCCGCCGCCGCGCUGCUCCGUUGCGGCGUCGUCCCCUCGUCGUCAUCCUAUUCUGCUCCGGGGACGCUGCUCCCGCUGAAGCAGCCGGUGGGGGAUUGCGGCGGCUGCCGCCGCAGCUUCAGCUCGUCCGCUUGGCUGGGUCCCCGCCUGUGGCGCAGUCUGCAUCGGCGUCAGAGCGCGGCGGCCGCGGCCACGGCCACGGCUUGGGAGGCGCACCACUCGACGAGGAAGAGCUCCAUGGCAACAGUAUCAAGUGAGCCUGACACAUCUGCUUCACAGUCUGAAAUCCUACAUUUCAUCAAAUCCACCUUUGGGACACUUGAAGGGCAAAACCAUUGUUGGUUGAACUGCAUGAAUGACACCUGGAAGACCCUCAAUCAAGGAGUAUACCUUAUCCUUUUAUAUGAAUCUUGUGGAACAUCAGACAGCCAUGGAAAACUUUCAUCUGCUUUUCAAAGAUUGAAGUAUCUUCAACAGAGGUAUCCACGUCUGACUGUUUUCGCUAUGGAGUAUGGGAGUGAUAUUAGUUCCCUACAAAGCCAAACAGUUCAUACAGUAAUGAAGGAGUACUUUACUUUUCCUAUCUUGAUGUCAGAUAAAGACUUUACACAUAUUACAAAUGGUGCUUGCUGCUUGCUAUUUGAAGGUUCUAAGGAUCAUGCCCUCUUCUCAAAUUUGGAUGAAGAGCUUGAGGUUUUGAUCAAGGGCAUGGACAAUGCUGUCUUGAAAGCUGAACCUUCUGACACUGCUUUAGAAUCAAGAGUUUCUUGGCAAAAAGAAGAGGUUCCUAAAGAACCGUAUGUUGGUUCUGUAAGAAAUUUGUUACUAUACCAUCCUGCUUGCAUAUCGGUUGAUGAAGAUGGAGAUCGCAUUUUCAUCUCAGACAGUAACCACCAUAGGGUCAUCAUUAGCAACAGCAAUGGGACUAUUUUAGAUUAUAUUGGAUGCUCCCCUGGCUUUGAGGAUGGUGAAUUUGAAUCUGCCAAGUUCUUGCGCCCUGCUGCAUCAUUUUAUAAUACUGCUGAAGAUUGUCUGUAUAUUGUAGAUUCAGAGAACCACGCAGUUAGAAAAGCAGAUUUGGGAAGGAGGAUGUUAGAGACCGUUUAUCCAGUCUCCAGUAAAAGUAGCAGUGGCAUCUGGAGUUGGAUUGUUGAUAAGCUAGGCUUGAGACGGGAAGAUGCUCCAAGUGAAAAUUUCAUUGCAGAUUCAAUAGCAUUUCCAUGGCAUUUGCUAAAUAUUACAGAAGAUGACUUCUUAGUAGCAGACCGCAACUUUGAAGCAUCAUGGAUCUUGAGUGUAUCAACUGGUCAAAAACAGGAAAUUGGAAGAGGUAUAGCUGAAGAAAUGGAGUCAUAUCAGCAAAUAAUACAUGAAAGAUGUGCUCUCCUGAAGGAUAUGAACAUGAAUUGGUCGUCAAGUGCUAAAGAGCAUUCUGAUCUGUUGGGGAAGAUCCCGUUCAAGGAACUUGUCUCGUCUGUUGCAAGAUUUCAGAAGUACAUUAUCUUCUGUGAUGCAGAUGGUCAAAGGGUUUUGAAGCAUGACUUGGAUACCAAUGGCACCUCAAAUAUUCAAUUUUCGAAUUUUGGGGUCCUUGGGUUGCCGUAUUGGUUUGUUUGCCAUCUCGAGAGAGUAUCAACCAGGGGACAUUCAAUUGGAAAAUUUCAAGAGCAUACCCGUAAAGUAAAUGUGCUCCCAGGAAGAUGCAAUAUAAAGGUUUCUGUAGAUAUACCAGCUGAUACUCAACUUGCCGCGCCUUUGGUCGAGAGUUGUAUUUGGCGCCAAGUAAGGGGAUCUGGUGCUGAGGUAUCUGGUUUUGAUGAACCAUCCACAAGCACAGAAAAGGUUGGUAUAGCACAGCAAUGGUAUGAUGAGAUAGACAACCUAGCUUUUUCUGAAGUUCCUGAGGAACCUACAGUGCAUGAAGGUGAUGAGAACCUUUCAGAUGGAAGUUAUCAAGAACAGAGAAGAGCGCAUUUCAACUGUGUUGUUAAUGUCAGUCCUGGGACAUGCGAGCUGGUGGCCUCUGCUGCGUUGUACCUGAAGAUCGAUAGCGCGAAAGAUGACCACGGAGAACAGAAAUCACUGGUGAAGAGGAUCAUCCAGUGCCAGCGUCGCGAGGAUCACGCAGGCGUUGAGCUACUGAUGGAGAGCUGCAAGGAUUCGAGGGACCUGACAAUCAUGAAGCCGGUGCACCUGAGGCUGAUGCUGGAGUGUGCCGAUCAUCCUGCUGGGACCACCAACAAGGAGACCAUCAGCUCAGAGUCCAGCUUUGAGAUAAACAUCUCUUUAGAUUAGUUUCCAAUGAUACGCAUAGCAUGAUAGAGCAGCAGAGUAGUUUGAUUUGUUCGCUAGAGAGAGAAAUUCAACACUUUCAGAUAGUUUUGUAUCUCGAUGGUCCUGUUCCACAUGAAAAUUUUCAGUUGAGAAACUGGUUCAUGGAGCACUUAAGUUUUUUUUUUCUUUUGGCUCAACUUUACUACCACAAGUCUGUAAUAACUUUCUCCACUUAAAUAGUCUAAAAGUUCGAAUCCAAAAUUUUGAAUUCAACAAAAAUCGAAAUUCGUUGCA
Oryza sativa Japonica Group (Japanese rice) is the source of this 2790-nucleotide messenger RNA. RefSeq lists its product as uncharacterized. Gene Ontology annotation, molecular function: protein binding. The record is from RefSeq and is a predicted model, not a curated record. NCBI's taxonomy places the organism in Eukaryota, Viridiplantae, Streptophyta, Magnoliopsida, Poales, Poaceae.